UGGGGAUGGGGAUGGAAUACUACCUACCCCACGUGGUAGGUAGGUAGGUAGGUAGGUUAUAUUGACUGUGGAGUAGAUAGAUAAUCUGGGGGUUGGAGCUUGGUUUUGAGCUUAUUUUUAUUGAGAUUGAGAUCUGGAUCUUGGAUUUCUUUGUUAUUACUUUAACUUAACCUUUCAAUCUCCAUUUCACACCAUCUCAUUUCCCUGGGUGCGAUUCCACCAUCUAGAAAACCCAAAACAAAUCCUCAUUUCCCAAGCUCUCAUCACAUCACAUACCUUAUUCCCAGAUCCUCAAAUUCCUUCCGUCUCCCUAACCCAACCCAUCAUCAAAAAUGGGUCUCGGCGUCCUCGACGACCACCACCUCGAGCAAGUCCCCGGCACCGCCCUCCUAACCGACAUCAUCGACGCCAACCACCAACACCACCACGAUGGCGUCGACACCUCGAUACUCAAGCACGGCAAAGGGCGAAAUGCAGAUGUGGUGCUCGUCCCGCAGCCGUCGAGUAGUCCUAAUGAUCCGUUGAAUUGGCCGUUGUGGAAGAAGGAUUUGAUGCUGUUCUUUAUUUGUAUUGAUACGGCGGUUGUGGGGGCGUGGGGUCCUAUGAUUAGUCCUGGUUAUGCGGAGAUGUCUGUUCAGUUUGGAGUGUCGUAUAAUUAUCUGAAUGGUGGUUUGGGAUGGGGGAUUUUCAUGAUUGGUGUCUCCUGUUUCUUUACAAACAGUUUGGCUGUCAUCUGGGGACGACGACCAAUCUUCCUCCUCGGGAACUUGUUACUCUUCAUCAGCAGUCUCUGGGCAUACUUCGCACACUCAUACAGUUCUCUACUAGCUUCCAGAUUAGUAGGCUGCAUCGGAAUGUCCCCAUUCGAAGUCCUCGUAACCGCCACCAUAGCCGACAUCUACUUCGUCCACGAACGCGGUGUCCGCAUCGCCGCCUGGGGCCUCUGCCUCUCCGUCGGCGUAGGCGGCGGCAUCAUAAUCUCCGGGUACAUCAUCCAAGACCUCGGGUGGAACUGGACAUACGGCGUCUGCGCGAUAUUCUUCGGCGUGUGGAUCCCCGUGCUUGUACUCUUCUGUCCUGAGACUGCGUACAGACGAGAUGCGAUUCUGAAUACGGAUUUAGGGACUGAGAACCGCACUGCGGAGAUUUUGGAGGAGAAGGUUGCUGUGAGGGAGGAGGAGAGGGAGGGUGAGGAGAGGGUGGAGAAUGUGGGGAGUGGUGAGAGGGGUGUUGGUGGUGAGAUCGAGAAGAAACAUUCGUAUGCUUACGAACUUAAGAUUUUCCACGGGAGAGUGUGCGAUGAUCCGUUCUGGAAAGUCCUCUGUCGACCUUUGAUGAUGCUCAUUUUCCCACAAGUGCUCUUCUCGUUCUUCGCAUACGGUCUCACUACCUCCUGGCUCAUCGUCGUCGGUGGCGUCCUGGCACAAGUCUUCACCGCGCCGCCUUACAACUUUACCGUCUCACAGGUUGGUCUGGUCGCUGUUUCUCCGCUCAUCGGUUCGAUAAUCGGGGCGUUCAUAUCUGGUCCUAUUGCAGAUUUCAUCAUCAAGUUCAUGUCCCGCCGCAACAACGGGAUCUACGAGCCUGAAUUCCGCCUCGUGCUAGUAAUCAUCACGCUCAUCUUUGGCGGGAUAUCCUUCUUCGGAUUCGGGUGGUCAAUUUCCGUCGGAGAUCCGUGGAUCGCGCCGGUCAUAUUCUACGGCAUGCAGUAUUUCGGCGUCGGGUUCAUGAGUAUUGCUGUGUAUGGGUAUUUGACGGAUUGUCAUCGGGAUAAGGCGCCUGAGGCGUUCGCGGCAAUCAAUUUGCGGAAUAUCUAUUCGUUUGGGAUGAACUAUUUUAUUAGUGACUGGAUUACCAAACAGGGUCCCAAAGAGGUGUUUUGUAUUAUUGGGGGUGUGCAUGUUUUUAUUUGUUUGUGUGCGAUUCCGAUGUAUGUUUUUGGGAAGAGGUGUAGGAGUUGGACGAGUAGGGUGGGGAUUUUCCAGAAGAUUAUGCAUGCAUAG
Molecule: messenger RNA, 2003 nt
Organism: Cadophora gregata
Lineage: Eukaryota; Fungi; Ascomycota; Leotiomycetes; Helotiales; Ploettnerulaceae
Exons: 4
Coding region: 333-2003 (556 amino acids)
Biological process (GO): transmembrane transport
Molecular function (GO): transmembrane transporter activity
Source: RefSeq, a predicted model, not a curated record